Messenger RNA from Elgaria multicarinata webbii, 1454 nucleotides. It is a transcript of the gene FOXS1, whose product is annotated as forkhead box S1. The record is from RefSeq and is a predicted model, not a curated record. The coding region runs from base 83 to 1450 and encodes 455 amino acids. Gene Ontology annotation, molecular function: RNA polymerase II cis-regulatory region sequence-specific DNA binding; DNA-binding transcription factor activity, RNA polymerase II-specific. The transcript has a single exon. Gene Ontology annotation, biological process: cell differentiation; regulation of transcription by RNA polymerase II; anatomical structure morphogenesis. Lineage: Eukaryota; Metazoa; Chordata; Lepidosauria; Squamata; Anguidae.
GCUAGAAUACCCCAAGCUGGCUCCCUCCCGGCCCAUCCUGCCGCCCGUCUGCGAGCCGGCAGGAGGAGGCAGCCAGCUGGCCAUGGGCCUCUCCGGCUACUCCAUUUCGGAGCCCUUCCUGGGGCCCCGCUUGCAGGCCGCCGAGGGGACCAAGCCGCCCUACAGCUACAUCGCUCUGAUCACCAUGGCCAUCCAGAGCACUCCGGAGAAGCGGAUCACCUUGAAUGGCAUCUACCGCUACAUCAUGGGCCGCUUCGCCUACUACCGGGACAACAAGCAGGGCUGGCAGAACAGCAUCCGGCACAACCUGUCGCUCAACGAGUGUUUCGUGAAGGUGCCCCGCGACGACAAGAAGCCCGGCAAAGGGAAUUACUGGACGCUGGACCCCGAGUGCUACAACAUGUUCGAGAACGGCAGCUUCCUACGACGACGACGACGCUUCACCCGCAAGCGGGGCCCGGUGCGGGCCGAGGCGGAGGGCCACCAGAAGCUCCCCAAAUGCCAGCCCAAGCCAGCCAGCCAGACUUUCGCAGGGAAGGCAAUCAAGAUGGAGAAUGACCCUUCAUCACCCACUCCUUCGAGCCAGCUCCAGAGCUCCUGCCGGGAAAUGCCAGGCCCUGAGGAACCUUUGCCGUUACAGGAGCCCGCCGCUGGCCGGGGCGGCAGAGAUCCCGCCCUUCUUUGCCAAGAACAGGUGGGCCCCGGCAGCCUGGGGUGUGCCAAGGUCUACCCACCAAGGCCUCGGCAGCUGUGCCUACCUCCACAGGGGCUGUCGGGCUCAAAACCUCAGCUGUAUGACCGAGACCCCUGCUGCCCUUCUCGGAUGGAUUGCGCCCAGGUGAAGGAGGUUCUUGGGGAGCCCCAGGCCGGCUCCAUGGCACAGGCUGUUCACCUGGGUGAGAGGAUGGCCCAGGCGCCCACGCAGCCCAGCGCAGAUGUCAAGGAGCUGCUUCAAAGCACCUCAAAGGCAUCUCCGGGUGCUCCCAAGGGUGGGCUAGAAGGUAAGGAGGUGUCCCAAAUGUUCGGGCAGCCGGCGCUCUCCUUCCCGGCCCUCCUGGGCCCUGGCCGAUCCUCCCAGCCCUGCAGCCGUCAGCCCAGCCCAGCCUGCCUGCCAGCUGUGGAGGGCGAGGGCUACCCCAAACCGUCGGUGCUGCCCAUCUUCAGUUCCUAUUCCGGCCCCGAAGCGCUGAGCGGAAACUACCAGUGCCGCCUGCAGGCGUUGAACUUCUGCGUCAACGAACACGGCUGCGGCACGGCCCUGGAGCACCUCUUGACGGCUCCCCCGGCGUCGGCCACUGCGGCUCCUGUCCAGCCGCCCUCAUUCAUGCAGCUUCAAGCGGAGCAGGAGGCCUGGGCCGGGACCCCCUUUUCCCUCCAGGGAGGGAACGGUUACCAGCUGGGUCUCCCACACUGUCUCUAUAGGACACCUGGCAUGUUCUUCUUUGAGUGACGGC